Molecule: messenger RNA, 1895 nt
Organism: Dalotia coriaria
Lineage: Eukaryota; Metazoa; Arthropoda; Insecta; Coleoptera; Staphylinidae
Product: juvenile hormone esterase-like
Source: RefSeq, a predicted model, not a curated record
UUCGCUUCAAAUCACCACAGUAUUCAUCUAUCUCUCAACUUGAAAGCACCUAUUUUUAAACUCGUACUUUACAAUGCGUACAUUACUAAUAUUUACAUUUUUAUUCACUUACGGAGUGAAUUCAACAACCGCAUCAACGCAAAAUGUAAAAAUAGACAAUUCCAUUGUCAUCGGUUAUAAACACAGUGAUAAUAUAAUCGCAUACACGGGCAUUCCGUAUGCACAAGCACCGAUUAACAAUUUGCGCUUUGAACCGCCACAAAAACCGCAGUAUAAUGAUGUUAUCAAUGAUAAAUCAAAGGAAAAUGUUAUGUGUGCGCAAGUCAGUGUCUUCAAUGGUCCUCCUGAAAUCUCCGGAGAUGAAGAUUGUCUUUAUUUAAAUGUCUAUGUACCUAAAACGGUAAAAAAUGAUGAUUUGACCAAGUUACCAGUGAUGAUAUACAUUCAUGGCGGAGGUUUUGCCUGGGGAACUGGUAUCAUGUUCAAACCGGAUUAUCUCUUGAGAAAUGAUAAUGUUAUUCUUGUAACGUUGAAUUAUCGACUUGGACCACUUGGUUUCCUUGCGGCUGGAAGUGAAGGACAUGAAAUAUACGCUAAUAAUGGUAUGAAAGAUCAAGCAAUGGCGAUUCAAUGGGUUUAUGAUAAUAUUCAGCAUUUUGGAGGUGAUAACACAAAGAUAACACUGUUUGGUAACAGUGCUGGUGCUGCAAGCACACAUUUGCAUUUAUUUUCACCUAAAACUAAAGGGUUAUUCCACGCUGCUAUCUUGGAGAGUGGCGCUGCAGUCUGUCACUGGGCAGUGCACACAUUCAAAAACAUGGUUAAUUUAUCCACACAAUUAUCUAGACUUGCAAAUUGUCCUGUUUUUCCCACAGAAGACAUGAUUAAAUGUUUAAAAGAUAAAUCUUUGGAUGAAAUAUUGUUUUCAGCAAAAUUUAUAGUUUUUGAUGUAGAUCCAAUGGUUUUGUUUACUCCAGCUGUUGAACCAGCGCAUAAAGAUGCGUUUUUGAUUGAUUUUCCUGAAAAUUUACUAAAAAAUGGCGAUUUUUAUGAUGUGCCGAUAAUGCAGGGCACUACUACUGAUGAAGGCGCCAUUAGAACUUCACUUUUUGCAAAACACCCGGAAACUAUUGAAAAAUGCGAUAAAUAUUUCCAUGAAUUAUACAGACCGACAAACAAUAAACAUCAUUACACUAUGGAACAAAUAACAGCUGUAAAAAAUCAUUACUUUGGUAAUGGAAUGGAUUUGAAGUCAUUAACAGCUUAUUGGUCAGAUGAAUAUUUCCGUUGUACAGAUGACACUGUAUCUCUGCAUCAUAAACAUUCAAAAUCAUCCAUUUACUCUUUCUUCUUUAAUUAUAAAGGAGCUCUAACAUUUUCGAAAUAUUUCGCUGGUGAUGAAAACGUUGAUUUAGGAAUAUGUCACAUGGAUGAAUUAUUCUACCUGUUUCCAUUGGAAUAUGUGCUGUAUAACUUUCCGAAUGCUGAUAAAGCAUUCACGGACACCGAUAAAAAGAUGAGUUUGUUUAUGACUAAGUUGUGGACACACUUCGCUCGACACAAGAACUUUGAUGAUUUCAUCAACAACGAUGGAAUCAAACUGGACUGGAAGCCAGUACACAGCACACACAAUGAAUAUUUAAUAAUUGAUAAAGAUUUCACGUUUAAAAUGGGAAAAGAUUUGUUUUACGAAGCAAAUCAAUUCUGGAAUGAAUUAGAAAACAAAAACAACAAUAAUUAUAUCACUAACAAUAAAGAUGAACUUUAAAUAUAAUAAAACACAUUAUUAUUAAUGUAGAAUAUCAUUUGACACUAUAAUAUCUGUCACAGUGUCAUUUUCUAUUAAUUUUUAACCAUUUUAAACGAAAAUAAACAAAAAUGUUGAAGCAAAGAAA